UGAACUUUGGAAAAAGUGAAAAUGAGCGCUGCAGCUGCAGGCCCGUUUAUUUUACAGAUGAUGGGACUAUCAUUGGUGAUGCAAAAACCAAAAUUUCUCGAAUUGAAUUCCACAUUUGCAGUAAAUCUGAUGGACCUUCGGGUCUGCUUUCCAGUCGUGAUGAAUGCCCUUUUCUAAAGCUAGUGACGAAGCGCAGAGACGUUAAGCAAAAACAUCUUUUGAUAUUUAACAAGAUAUGGAUGAGUUGGCAUUUAGAAUUGACCACAUGUAUGCUGCACCCUGCAGCAUGACUGCUGCGUCACUCCAGACCUGUUCAGUGGUGUCAGCAACUACACAGCAACAGAACCUUUCUGGCAUUUGUGCAAGAAGUGAAACCGAGAAUCCAAAGCAAGAAAACAUUCAGAUGAGCAAAGACCUCAAGAAUGCUGAGAGCAGCAGAAAGAACAGUCUAUGCUCGGGGACAGAGCAAAGGUCUGGCAAGUUAUGUCCUGAAAAAAAGGGCAAAGGGCAGAUAAGUGAACCUGCACCAGAGCUGAAACAGAUUUCUCAUGGAAGAGCAAAAGCUUUGGAAGAUGUAGCUGACAGAGAUGGUGAAAGUGAGGAAUCUGUGAAAACAUUUUCAGUGCGGAACCUGGAUCAUCAGUACCACAGUUUGUCAGACACAGUGGGUAGGACUCAUUUCCAGCUGGCUGGAAAUCUGUCACCAGUAGUACUCGAUAAUCAGGAAAAGUGCACUGAUCUCAACAUGCAUUUAUCUAGUGGAGAAAGAGUUUCAUUGACAAUAAGGAAUAAAGCAAUUUUUGCAGAAAAUGGAGGAGGCUGUGAUAAUGACAAGGAGGACAGUGUACUAAACAAUGAAUCUAAUGAAACUGGUAAUGAGAGUGAUUUGAAUGUCAGUGACCGUGAAUGUGAGGUGACUGAUAAAGAACAAAUCAAUAAGGCUAAAAAAAUGCAUUCUAGCACGCUAAUGGAGUGUCAUGUGACAUGUUACAGGCAUGUAGCUGAAGGUGAUAAUAGUGAACUGUGUGAACCAGUGCGUGAAAUACAACAGUCAAAGAAUGCACCAGAUAAAGCAAUAGAGAUCAGCUCAUUAGCAGAUUUCCAAGACAAACCUUCAAAAGAUUCCAGUGAAAGAAAAGAAUUAGAUAAAGAUGUAGUAAGUGAGAAAGAGACUCAAGGUUCCACAGAAACGCAAAAGAAAAAGUCUUUAGGAAGAAAAGGAAAUGUCAGAACCUCUGCCAAAACAUUUAAUACAGAAUCAUCUUCAGAUCCAAAACAGGAUAUACAUUCAAAAAUGAAAGAGCAGUUGUGAAUCCAUCAAAAGAAAAAGUGGGGGAGGAUCCUACAGAGUCAGAUGACUUGACUAAAAAUGAAACUGUUACAGGUUUCAGAGGUUCAGAAGAUAUUAUCGACGCUUUGGAAGCAAGACAGACCACGGACUCGGCAAAGCCAGAAGAAUUCAUAGAGUCUUUAAAUAUAGUGAAGGAUAAGGAUUCUUUACAGUCCCAAAGAAAUGCUAAAGAAUUUUCCACACCACAAAAGGCCAUGCACUUAUCAGAAGUUUUAAUUGAUCUGUCCUAUACAGGAGAGGAUAUGGAACUUUCAAAAGCAGAAAAGAGCUAUAAGUCCCUCAAAAAAGGCAAAAGGCAGAAAACUUCAGAUGACAUGGACCUCAUCAAAGACAGCACUAUUGAAAGUGAGGGCAAAAAAAAUACGAAAAUGAUCCUGCUGGCUUCACCAACAAAACAAGAAAACAGAUAAUAGACUGUGACAGUGUAAUUGAGUCCAGUGAAUCAAUGGAUGUUUCAAAAGAAAGUGGCAGUUCUGGGAAAGUCAUAAACAGCCAGGUAAUUUCCUCUCAGCAGGAAAGCUUGCAGAAAACAAACCAAAAACGCAGCUAUGAGGAGGCAGGGCUGAGCAUUCCAGUAUUGGAUGCUAUUGAUGAGGUCAGCAAGGUUCCUAAAACUGAUCACACUCAAAGCCUCAAGAAGUCUCCUUCGGUAACCAACAGAGGUGCUUCAGAUACAACUCUUAAUAAAGCACAGUACAUGAUACCCAUGAAAGAACAUGGCUGGCUUAGAGAGGUAGUAUUUAGAGGUAUCUUCACUGAGACUUCUUCUGGCCAAAAGCCUGCUGAUAUCUACUAUUUUACACCAGAGAAGAAGAAACUUAGGUCAAAGGUCGAAGUUGCCCAAUAUUUGAGAGAUCACCCUUCAGUCCCACUGACGGAGGAAAACUUUACCUUUCUGCGUAUACCACUAUUUGAGGAGCCCUGGGAAUCCGUUCGAAAUGCAGGGACACCAAGACGUGUGCAGCGUGUUUCAAGAUCUCAUAAAGGCAAAACGCCUGCUCGAACAACUUCAAAGAAUGAUGGUUCCCGCAAACAACAACUGAAACCCUCAGAUCACUUUUUAGAUUUAUCCAUGGCCUCAUCACCAUCAGACAUUAAGGGUGAGGAUGAAAACAGUAAAGAAUGGAGCCUCAUUAGUGGGCCUAGCAUUGACUCAAAGAAGGCAAAAGUUGUUACAAGGAGCAGAGGUCGAGGCAGGGGUUGGCUGAGAGGAAGCUGGGAGGUGAGAGAGGAGCCCCAUGAGACGGAGGUCUUAAUCCAGGACCUGCCUCCACCAGAAAUCAUUAUUGAUCGAGCAGAUGAUGAGGAAGAUUUAAGUCUAGGUGAGGAGUCCCAGAAAGGUUCACAGACUGAAAUGAGGAUGCAGGGAAGUCGUGAAGAAAAUCUCAGCGAACCUCCAUUUGAGCCAGUACACUUCGAUCAUGCUCCCACCCACUUGCAGCACUCACCUUCUCGCAUCGUGAAGGCAACUGCAAGAAAAAGCACCACCCCACAUAUUAAGUUCAAAAUUCCAUCCAGCAAAUCUCAUUCUACAAAAAAGCGCAACUUGUCUGUUGGACAGUUGUGCAGCAACAGUUGUCCUGGGCUUAAUGGGCAGCCUCCAAAACUACAGUGCUGUGUCUGUAUGUGUCUCUUUCAUCACCAGUGUGUGAACACAGAAAAGUCUUCUUCCCAAGGAGCAGCAGAUCAGUUCAAAUGUUUGCGCUGCAUUAACAUGCCCACUCCUCCACCCUCUGUCAUCCCACCAUCCAAAUCUGCAGGACCAUCAGCAUCAAGACAUGAACAAGCACCAGCUCCACCCAUUCCCACCCCACCAUCCCCUGCAGUGUUGAGCAUGUCAGCACCGCAGCUCACCAUCAUACACCAACCUUCAGGUGUCAUACCCCUCUUCCUGCCUCUUAUGCCUGGACAAAUAGCUUGCCAGCAGUUGCCAGUGCAAAGUGGAAGCACGAAACAUUCAGGACAACUGCCUCAGCCUGCAGAGGGCAGCAACUCUGAUGCUAUCCAGGUGCUACGUGGCAUGGUAGGAAAGCAUGACCAACCAGUCACCACGUCACAGCCACUUCCCAGCAUGCCAGACCCACCCCGUCUGUUGAUGAGAGGGGCUGUACCUCCUCCACUCACUCUAUCCAGUAAAGUCAAUCCUACCCAAAGCAUUGCCACAGCUUUUCGACCUCCACCACGUCUGGUGGCCGCUCCCGGGUUAGUGGCAUCCACAGCAACACCAGCAGUAACUGUUAGUGGCAGCCUUAUUGAAGAAGCUGCUUCAUCCUCUACUGUAACAGCACCCCUGUCAAGAAGUAUGUCAACUGUUUCUUUAUCUGCUGAGAAGAAUUCAAUACCACCAUCUGGGAGUACUUUGAUGGUUACUUCACUAGCAGAAGAAACUUUAAAAGCACCAGUAAAUCCUCCCCCAUCCCCUUCACAAAAACAUGUGAGUCUGCUGAGUCCUGCCCUAUCUGCAAGUACUUUGGCAUUUGCUACACAUCAAGACAAAGAUCCUUUAGUUCUGCCAAGUCUUGCCCCUUCCGAGAGUACACCUGCAAGGGAAAACUUGUUACCUCUGCCAGCUCCAACUCUGUCAAUGAGUACAACAGCAGCAACUUCUUUACCUUUUGGAAAAAAUUCCUUAUCUCAGCCAAGUCCGGCCCAGCUGCUAACCUUACCAGCAUCCAUAUUGAAGCGUGUGAAUGUAAACCAGCCAUUAGCACUAAAAAUCAACAACAGACACAUUGUUGUGCCACCAUACUGCCUUCUCAAAUCCAAAGAGGCUGUCAAGGUAGUGCUUCCUCCAGGCACAUUUUCCAUGCCACCCAACUCUGAAACAACAUUCCCAUUGACUGUAUCUAACAACACUCUUACUACAUCUUCACCUGUAACUAUGACAACUGUCAACCCUGCAGCCGCAGCUGAACAAGGCACACAACUUGAAGCCAAGGCCAGUGAUGAACCUUCCACAUCAUAUGCACAAGCUAGACUAGAUUUACCUUCUACAUCAGAUGUCCCUUUUAUAUCAGUUCUUGCAUCUGAUAUUCCUUCAACAUCAGAUGCAUAUGCUUCAUUAGAUGUACCUUCUUCAUCAGAUGACAGUUCACUCAACAAAAGCAAAAGCUCUAAGUAUGUGUCAUCAGGGAAGUGCCAUCUUAGAGUAAAGUCACAGUCACAAAUCAAUCCCUCCCAGUGCAUGAUGCACAGGUUGUUUGGAGGAUUUGAUGCCAUGCUGCAAAUCUUCCAGUUUCUUCAGAUUCCAGAUCUUCUGCAUGCCAGCCAAGUCUGCUCCACCUGGCUACAGAUUGCCCGACAGCGAACCUUGUGGCAGUCUGUUAAUCUCAAAGACCUUUUAGUGGCUGAUUGGGAAAAGGCUUUAAAGUUUAUGAGGAGUUGUGGAACCCAAAAGCUGCUCUUAAAGGGUGUGAAACACAAGGGUAGCCAGAGUCAGGCCUGGCAAAUUCUGAUGGAGAACUUGGACUUGCUAAUGGGCUUGCGGCACAUAGAAUUUGGCCUGGUCCCAGCUGCUGUUGUACAUGCUGUUGUGGAGAAGCUUACUCGGCUAGAAGUCUUCAAAGCAGAGCAUAUCACUCUUUUUACGGAUAUCUACAGUGAACAGAUGUGGACAACACCCACCAAGCUGGAUGUGGGCAAGUUUGGUAGUCUGGUUCACCUACGGGAGCUGCGGCUGCGUGGAGUGUUGGGGUUGGUGUUGCCCACAUUUACCUUCAAUGGAAGUUUAUCAGAACUAGCACAUCUGAAACAUCUUCACUCCUUGUCUCUGACAUCCUUGCAUGCCAUGCGGGACAGCGACUUUAAUUUCUUAGCUGACAUGAAGCAUUUGAGGGAGCUUGAAUUGGGCAACUGUCUCAACUGGACCUCUCAGACGUACUUGCUUUUAGGGGAAUUACGAGAGCUGCGGCACCUUCGACUAGAAUGUGGUGGAGAGAUACCUGACAUAGGUCUGGGCGAUGCUUUAUUAUAUCUCACGAAACUUGAGCGCUUGGAGCUGAUUCUGUUUGUGAUCCCAGCCUCUCUCAACAAAGCUUUGUCAGAACUCACCUGUUUACACACAUUGGUCCUGUGGCCUGACACCGGCUGUGGCAUCUUGCCAGCAACAGUCAACUCUAACGCCGUAGCUGCUGUCCUCAAUGUCAAGCAUCUGCAAGUCUUGGAAUGGGGUUUAAUGGUCAAGGACUCUUCUGCACACUCCAAGUCACUGCUGCAGCAGACUGAGGACAGCAGUACCAUACCAGUGCUGUGCAAUGGCUGCUCCUUGGAUCCAGACUUUCAGCACAGCAAUGACGCCAUCAUGAACUUGACUGUAAAGGAGUUUACCGAGCGCUUGUGCGGUGCUCUCCCUUUGUGUACCAACAUCCGCGUCUUUAACACUCAGUUGUUGGUAAAAGGCAAACUUUGUGCAUGUGAGUUCACAGAAGACUGCUGCCUGAGGUGAAAAAUACAAUUAAUUUUUUAGUUUGAUGGUGUGCUGGACAAGAGGUGGUUCCCCUGUGGCAACACUGCAACAGGAUUUAGACUUUCUAGCAUGAAGUGUACAGCUGAGAAGUUUUUACUGGUUUUCUUAUAUGGGCAGGAAAGAGACCUGACAUUUUAUUGAAUGUGGCUAGACUCAGGCUUUCUGUGAAUGAGGAUGAUAUGGCAUGCUGGUUAUAAGAUAUGCUGAUGAAAAAAAAAAAAAAUUUGGAAUAUUAUCAAUUUCUUGGAGGACAAGAUUCCCAGAACAAGGAAAAAUUCUUUAUUCGUGUGCUUUGUUCUUAUAUGUUCUUAUAUAAUAUAUUUUAAAUGGAGGGUCACUUCAUUGGAAUGAUGUCUGAACAAUCUUUUUGACUUAAAAAGGCAGCUGAAAAAGCAUUUAUUGAGUAGGGUAGUGAUGGCACUUGCGACAGUGCAAGUGCAUACUUAUCAGUAAAUUUGAAUAUAUUAUUAAUACAGUAAAAGUAAAAGUGACUGUCAAUGUGUUCUCCAUUAGUGCUGAGUUCAACUCAGUUUUGUGAAAGGUUGAAGCCCUGCUCAGCUUCCCUGUGUAAACAGCAGGCAUACACAGUCUUUGUCUGUGCAUACCUACUUGUGUUGGCUGUACUUUGUAUGGGGUAGUUGACUAAAAUUUAAUCAAACAUAAUUUCUUUUGACCUUUUGACCAUUGGUCAUGUUUCUUAUACUUCAGACUUAUCUUGGACAACCAGUGAAAGGACUGUUAAGUUUUAGUGAAUCAUUAGAAAUGAUAAUUCAAAUAUCAUAAAAAGAUGUUUAAGAUCUGUGCUUAAGAUGCAUGCUUGCAUUCCAUUUAACCAGCAGAGCUUCCAUUAGUAAUACAGUAAGAAUUUUGGACAGAGAGGAGUUCACAUGCCUAAAAGGCAAUAAUGUAAUUAUGAAUAAUUUUUAAUAACUUCUUUUGAUAAUUGAUUUUAUUAAUUUUUAGUGAGAUGCAUAAAAAUGCAGCCAUGCUGCAUAAGCAGUUAUUAUCAUUAAUCUUGCAGUUACACCCAGAUUGCCAAGACACCUUUUCUAAAUCUUUAAAGCUUUUUGUAACUUUUCAAAUGAAAAAUUUCUCAGUUCAGAUGUACAUUCUACAUAGAAACUAUUACUAGCAGCAGAGGAAAGUAAGUAAUUUGAUUUCUGAGAAUUUCUGUACUUCAGGAGUGGGCAAAGUAUGGCCCGUGAGCUGGAUCUAGCCCGUGGAGUCUUUUUGGCCAAAAUGCAUAGUGAACUUCUUUUAAUAACUUUCCUUUUUUAUUUAACUUAUGUUCAUUUGAUUGAAGGUUAAUUUAUCAAAUAUGACUUAGCCUGAGGAAUCUUCAGUCCAUAACAUUCUAACAGAAAAAGUACAAAAA
Molecule: messenger RNA, 7191 nt
Organism: Pomacea canaliculata
Lineage: Eukaryota; Metazoa; Mollusca; Gastropoda; Architaenioglossa; Ampullariidae
Exons: 17
Coding region: 1797-5795 (1332 amino acids)
Molecular function (GO): protein binding; DNA binding
Source: RefSeq, a predicted model, not a curated record